UUCAAGAGAUGUCUGCAUUCAAGUUAAUUAAUAUCCACUGUAAACAUUUCCUUGAAAAACCAUCAAUCGUUUCAAGUGGAGCAGAAAGUCAAACGAAGCGUUUUAUAUUUGCGCUUUAUAUCACCUGACAGAACACGAUUUGAAAGACCGUUGGACAAAUGUUUCAAGCCUUGUAGUCGAUCUUCACUGACGCCACAGUCAGCUGUUGCAAGUCGGUUGGGUAGUGAAGAUAAAAAGAAUUUAUUCUUCGUGCGCUGAUUAUUUUUGGGUGGUAGUUUUAGCAAGAAAUGUAAAUCGCCAUUGUCACGUUCACCAAGGCUGCGUCAUGUCCAACACUUCUUGCCAUAUGUGUACUAAUAAAAAGUCAACUUCUCCAAACUCUUCCGACGACUUCAGUGGUCAAAACCUCGACUCCCCGGUUAAUGCAUUAGUUUUCUCGACAGCAGUGGUCAUUGGCCUUUUAUCGCCCCUAGCCAUUGUGGGAAAUGCGUUGAUAUUGGCCACAAUUUGGAGGAGGACCUUUCUAAGAACAUCGUUUCAUUUUGUUCUUAGCGGAUUGGUAGUCACUGACUUUUUAACAGGACUAAUUUCCCAGCCUUUCUACGCUUCCUUCCACUUGAUAAAUACAACAAACUCGGCAGUGAUACAGGAUAACCCUAAGGUAGUAAAUGCCAUUGGAUUUAUCGCUGGACUUAGCACCUUCCUAUUUGUCAACGUCACUGUUGCUACCAUGACAUUAUUGUCCGUUGAACGAUGGUCGCAUAUGUCUCGGAGAUCUUUUCUAACAUCCCAACGCCGAUAUUUUGCUAGUAUAGUAAUAUUAGUCUUUCCGAUGCCUUCACUAGUUGUCUACAUUUUAGCUCUCUCGAAACCAGCUUUGUGGUAUACUUUAUUUCAAAUAACAAUUACAAAUCUUUCGUUCUGCUAUCUUAUCAUAUCCCUUGCUUAUUUUAAAGUUUAUAAAAUUGUUCGUCGUCACCAGCUUCAGAUUCAAGCCAACGGAAUAUCUCAGAGCUUUGGUCAACCUGCAAUCGACUUAGCGAAGUACAAGAAGUCUGUGGCAUCCAUGCUUUAUAUCUUUUUGCUUUUUUCUAUUUCUUUCUUACCUUUUGCGGUGUCUAAUGCGGUAGUUCUUAUAACCACACAUGAAGACACAUUAAUCGCUUUAAAACUGUCCACGGUGUUCGUAUAUCUGUCUUCGUCACUCAACCCUGUGUUGUACUUUUGGAGAAUGAGGGACAUUCGCAAUGGUUUUAAACAGCUUUUAGCAAGCUUAAGAACCUGAUUUUAUCACGUAUCAAAAUAUUUCUUGGGUCCAAGUAGAGGUUGUAGAGACACGAUUGAACAAAGUAGAAAGCAUCCAAUAAGCCCUUGCAAAAAAAAAUGCAUUUAAAUUUGCAUGGCUAUUCCAGCCCACAAGAAAUUCAAAUUUCAAAUACAUCUUUUUUUCCAGCUUAAAAGAUAUCUUCGUUAAGUCCAUAUUGUGUACUACCGAUUCUCAAAUAGCAAACAAACUGAAAAUUUAAUUUGAUUUUGUUCUAUACAACAUUAUUUGUGAGGUUUACGCGUAUUUCCUAAAAGCUGUAUAUAACUUUAUGAGAGAUGGUAAAUGAUGAUAUUUGGCUUCAAUGUGAGCUAUCCGGAUAAUUCAGGGAUAUAAACACGGGAAAAAGCGACAAAUGUAAGAUUAGCUAAAUUUAUAUUACUUUUCUUACAAUCUCUUUUCUUAUAUCCUCGACAGUUAUGAGAAAAGAGUAAAUUUUGGUGACAAUUUAGAAUAGGAACUCUAUCUCCUGCUUAGUGCAUUAGCAGUCACUGACUCGUAGAUAUGACUUGUAUAAUUCACGAGCCUUUCUAUGCGUCGUUUAUUUUGAAAUAUUAAACAAACGGAACGGUGAACCAAGAUACCGGAGUAGUUUGUGUGCAUUAGAAUAACCUCAGUGUUAA
Stylophora pistillata is the source of this 1947-nucleotide messenger RNA. RefSeq lists its product as uncharacterized. Gene Ontology annotation, cellular component: plasma membrane. NCBI's taxonomy places the organism in Eukaryota, Metazoa, Cnidaria, Anthozoa, Scleractinia, Pocilloporidae. The record is from RefSeq and is a predicted model, not a curated record. Gene Ontology annotation, biological process: G protein-coupled receptor signaling pathway. Gene Ontology annotation, molecular function: G protein-coupled receptor activity.